GUUAGUACCAUUAGGGUAGUUUAUGUCUAUUGUUAUUUUAAAUAUUUCAUUUGUAACAGCGCCAGGCAAUUCUAAAUAGUCAAAGACGGUUGUUUUUCGGCGUUUAUUAAAAAUAUGCUAAUAUCCUCUAUUUUUCUGUAAGAUUUGCGAAUUUAAUUUUUUUUUAAAUUAUUUUCUAAGUAUUGCAAAACGUGAACCAAUGUGAUUGAGUCAAAAUAGAUUUUGUCUGCUAAUUUAAUUGUAGUGUAACCUUCCAGGUGUAAGAAAAAAAAAGAUGAAGUAUACUCAAGCGUUAGAAAUGGUUGUCAUUAUUGCUGUUUAUGUAUCAUCACUCAAAAGACAUUUCAUGGUAUCGUCUAUUUUAAUCCUGAUUAUUGGCGUCUUGUUAUGUUUCUUGGACGUACCAGUUGUAACGAAAAGAAAUAAAGAACUCGGUUUGUAUUGCCGUGGAAAUUCAGAUCCAGGUUUCUUAUAUUCUUUACUUACUGUCCCCACGUUGUUUUGGAUUCAAAAGAGUUGCUAUGACACAUCAAUAUAUUUUGAUUUACUUUCAACACAGAUCAAGUCAGUAAUAACAGUUGUUAUGGCAUUGUCAUUUCUUGUUGUUUUUGUUUGCCUUUAUUUUCCAGUAAAAUUCAGCUGGAUAAUUGUACUGCUGGCAGUAAUUUGCAUUUGUUUUGACUUUGACCAAAUGUUUCUAGUCGUUAUUAUAUGUGCCUUUGUAUAUACAACUCUGGCGUGUUUUGCAGUAUUGAAAAUUUGUCCAUACAAUUUUACUAUUGGGGAAGUUGGUAUUAUUAUACAAGGAUUUGGGCUGGUUGUAUGUGAUUUUGGAUGCAGAGUGUUUUAUCAAAAGAAUUUGCUUCAAUCUAACGAAAUCAACUCUGUAGUUCUGAUUGAAUUUAUGUUGUGCUCCGUUGUAUUGAUGCUUGUAUGUAUAAUUCCGGUUGCAUAUUACAUUAACAGAUUGGUAAGAUGUGGAACAGAUAGAUUGAUACAUCACUUUCUGUUUUACUUCGCAUCGUUGCUUUAUCUCGGAUUUGUAUUCGUAUUUCUACGUUAUUAUUUUAAUGAACAUCCAAUCACAUGGCUUAUCCACUUUCUAGUUUCAACGAAGCUUCGGUUAUUUCUAAUGUGUUACUCUUUCCUAUUGGUUGCAAUAUCGUUUUAUGUUGUAUUCUGGUAUUUUACCAACAAAACUGCUCAAGUUAAUAUUCAUAAAACAAUAAUUCGGAAGAUCUUCCACAUCAUUGCAGUGAUUUUAUUCCUACCAGUUAUCGUGGAUGUUCAAUUUUAUUCAGUUAUAUCAAUGAUGGCAUUUUUGCUCUUUUUAUCUGUGGAAAUAGUUCGAAUAUGCCAUAUUAAACCAUGCGGUGAUGUCCUAAAUCAAGUCUUAACGCCUUUUAGAGACGAGCAAGACGAAGGAGUGCUGAUUCUAACACAUAUAUACUUACUUUGCGGUAUGUCUUUACCAAUCUGGUUGCACUUCUCCCAUGAUACUAAAGCAUGUCAAAUUGCGUUUUAUAGUGGUAUUAUUUCACUUGGUAUUGGAGACACAGCUGCGUCAGUAUUUGGUAAACUUUACGGAAAAACAAAAUGGCACAGUGACAGUAAGAAAACGAUCGUUGGUACAUUAUUUUCAGUGUCAAGUCAGUUCAUGUUUUCCAUCAUUUUAAUUGUUUUUCUUCUACAAGAAUUGUCGAGUAUUAAUCUAUUGCGUAUUAUGUUUUGUUGUCUAAUUACUUCCUUGUUGGAAGCUUGGUCUUCUCAAAUUGAUAAUUUAAUUUUACCGUUAUAUAUGUACAUGUUAUUUGUUUCUUUUUGUUCACACGACUAGCUGCAUCAUUCAUUAGCCUGUUUUGAUACAUAAAGCAAGUUUGAGCAAAAAUCAAAAGUCGGCUUAAUUCGUGAGUUUCAAAACAUUUUAGCUUUUUGUGAGGUUAUGUACGCAAAAAAUAUUUGGACUAUUUUUCAAGAAACACCUGUGUUAACCUUCUAUUAAUUUUAUAAAAAAAACUUUUUCGUUAGUGUUUUUUGUAUUAGUAAUAAUUUCUUUAGUAUUUUUUUAUUAAAUUAAAACCAUAAAAACUUGAUUUACAUUAUUUUUGCUUGCGAAGAAACCUAUUUCAAUCGAUUUGCAAAAUAUUUGAUUUGCCAGAAUUUGUUGCUAAAACGUUUCUGAUCCACUUAUUUAAUAUUAUUUUUGUUGUUACAUAUAGUUCUAAUAAAAAGGGUGAGGUGAGAAAGGGGUAGCUUUCUGAUUUUUCGAAAUGUGUUGCUAAACAUAUAAUAAAAAUCCAAAAAAAUUAAUUUUUAACGAAAAAUGUUAAUAAUACAAGAAAUGUGCAACGUUUUUUUAUUUUUUUUUUUAUUUUUUAUUUUAGAAAAUACAUACAGGCGUUCGUUUAGUUGUGUUUUAAAUAAAAAACCAUUUCCCCUGAAUUUGCCGAAUACGAAAUCUGCGCUGAACGUCCAAGGUGAUACCAACAAAAAUCAAUACUCCAAUAAUAAUGCAUAAACUCCAUAUGAAUUUAUUUUCUUUAAACAUAUCACUGACGUUAGCAAUGUAUAAGACAUCAAUUUUGCAGUAACGUUGAUUAUCAUAAACAGCUUUCUUAAAUACAUUCUGGUUGUUCUUAUAUUUUAUACAAUGCAACCAUCUUCCAAAUUCUGAGUUUUCAUCAUAACUCUUUUUUACAGCAGAGUAGAUAACUUGAUCAUAUUUUAUUUGUUUGACAAUUCGAAGUGGAUUUUCAUUUUCAUCAUUGAUGAUAUCACUUUGCAUUGCAGCUGCCACAUCUGCAUUUAACAAUGCUGCAUAAACUGAAUCAGCACGUACCGACUCGAUUACUUCUUCAUAUGAUUCCUUGAGAACCAACUUGGAGUUAUAUACCUUCUUUGCCACAUGUGCUCAAGACUGCCACCAUUUGAUUAUUUAUGUCUAUUCCUGAUACACCUGAGACGUUCUCAGAAACUGUUGCUGUAAGUAUCGCAGCCAAGGACAAAGCGAGAAGAAUCCAAGCACUGAUAAGAAUGCGACUUAUGAAGUGUUUCGGAACAACAUCUCCAUAUCCAACUGUAGUCAUUGUGACUAAGCUACACCAAAUGCCAGUUGGUGCUCCUUUGAAAAAUGACUCUGAUAUCUCGGGAUUUCUUUUCCGUUCGACAAACCAAAUAAGAAUGCCAACGCAAAUAGCAGUUAGAAUGGUCACGAUGGCAACCUGACUGCUAUUCAGAAGUCCUUGCCAUGUUUUGUAGAGUAGUUCUAUUCUGUACCUUCGCACAACAACUACCAUGUGUUUUGAUAUCAUAAUUUGAUAGAGCAAGUGGUCAGGUUGCAUUUUCAUUAGGUCUUGACUAGCUUCACUUGAAAGCAUAACUGGACCCCAUAAUGUGAGGAUUGUGUCAUUAAAAUGCGUAGAAAUAUUCUGUUGUAGAAUUUGGUUGUAUUCUUUUCGUGAAGAUGCAACUCGAACCAUUUCUAUCAAUUUAUUUGACGACUCAUCGUGACAGUGAUCUUUCCCAUUCUUCAUUAUGUCAACCAUUAUUCCCUUCGUCACAUUACUUUCAUUAUAAAUGAAAGGUUUUUGUUCCCAAUACGCUGUUUGUAUAAGGAGAGUCUUUUUAUGUUCAGCGAACGAUAUAUUUGUCAGUAAGGAAAUAGUUAUCAUCAAAGUAGUUAUAUAACGAAACAUGAU
Molecule: messenger RNA, 3698 nt
Organism: Hydractinia symbiolongicarpus
Lineage: Eukaryota; Metazoa; Cnidaria; Hydrozoa; Anthoathecata; Hydractiniidae
Product: dolichol kinase-like
Exons: 1
Coding region: 275-1837 (520 amino acids)
Biological process (GO): dolichyl monophosphate biosynthetic process
Cellular component (GO): endoplasmic reticulum membrane
Molecular function (GO): dolichol kinase activity
Source: RefSeq, a predicted model, not a curated record